Athene cunicularia (burrowing owl) is the source of this 2205-nucleotide messenger RNA. RefSeq names its product trans-2,3-enoyl-CoA reductase (gene TECR). The coding region runs from base 1 to 930 and encodes 309 amino acids. Gene Ontology annotation, biological process: very long-chain fatty acid biosynthetic process. NCBI's taxonomy places the organism in Eukaryota, Metazoa, Chordata, Aves, Strigiformes, Strigidae. The transcript has 13 exons. The record is from RefSeq and is a predicted model, not a curated record. Gene Ontology annotation, molecular function: oxidoreductase activity, acting on the CH-CH group of donors.
AUGGGCCAGUACAGGCAGGUGGAAAUCCUUGAUUGGAAGACAAAGAAACAGCUAUGCUUCCUAGAUAAGGUCGAACCAAAUGCCACCGUUAGGGAGAUCAGAUCGAUGUUCCAUAAAUUAUAUCCUCGGUGGUAUCCAGCAAGACAGUCAAUAAAACUUGAUCCAAAAGGAAAGUCCCUGAGGGAUGAGGAAAUCCUGCAGCACCUCCCUGUUGGCACAACUGCUACCUUAUACUUUAAAGAUUUAGGGCCACAGAUAGGAUGGACUACGGUAUUUUUGAUAGAAUAUACAGGUCCAUUGUUCAUCUAUUUUCUGUUUUAUUUCCGCAUGCCUUUUGUCUAUGGACUGGAUGAGAGGUUUACAUCAAGCCCGCAUCCAGUAGUUAACUUGGCAUGUAUCUGCCAUUCUUUCCACUACAUCAAAAGGUUGAUUGAAACAGUAUUUGUUCAUCGGUUCUCCCAUGGGACUAUGCCACUGAGGAAUAUUGUGAAGAACUGCUUGUAUUACUGGGGUUUUGCAGCUUGGCUUGCUUAUUACAUCAAUCAUCCUCUUUAUACUCCUCCUUCUUAUGGGAAAAAACAGAUAAAUUUUGCUGUGAUCAUGUUUCUGCUGUGUGAAGCUGGAAAUUUUUCCAUCCAUGUUGCGCUCAGUGACCUCCGGAGAAAUGGAUCCAAAACCCGUAAGAUCCCAUAUCCAACAAAGAAUCCUUUCACAUGGCUGUUUUUCUUUGUAUCUUGCCCUAACUAUACAUACGAGGUGGGGACCUGGAUCAGUUUCACUAUCAUGACUCAGUGUGUUCCAGUGGGGCUGUUCACCUUGCUUUGCUUCAUUCAGAUGACAAUCUGGGCAAAGGAUAAACACUGCACCUACCUACGAGAAUUCAAGGAUUAUCCAAGUCUUCGAAUGCCAAUUAUUCCCUUUUUGUUGUAAGAAAAAAAGGUUUAAUUUGGCUAUUGCAUGGAACUUCAAGAAGAAAAAGCUCAUAAACCUCCUGCCAAAUAAGUGAAUUAAUUUAAAGGAUUUUGGUGCAUGUUGAAUCUCCACUGCUGAGGGAAACUCUAUGCACCUGAAAGCUACACUUCCUUAUAUUCAAGAAUUCUCAGCACAGAAGCACCUUCAAAAAAUAAAGCUUCAUUGCACAGCUGGUAGUCAAAAGCCCCUACAGUUCACUGUAACCUGAUUGACUUAAAUUUUCCUGUACUAGUCUAUUUAGAUUGAUGGAUCAGAGAUACUGAGAAGUCUGUGCUGAAAAGCAGCUCCAAAUUUAGCAGUGGCAUUCUGCAAGUACCUUGGAAUGAGGACAUACCAGCUAACUACUAGAGCGCUCAGCUCAGCCAGCACGGCCAGCUGGCCUGAAGACAGUUGCAUGAUCUGCCUUCUUUGACUUGAAGAAGAGAGUGUGCUGCCUGGAGGCAGGUGCUUUGUAACAAAUAACAUUACCAAAGAAUAUGAAUGGUUCCUGGAAUAAAGAAAUAGGCAAUAUCUCAAAUACUUGACUUGGGUCUAACCCCUAAUUUACCAAAAGAAUCUGAAGUAAGAAGUAUUUGUAGUAUUUGUGGAUGUAACAUCCUGCAUUGUUGAGAUUUUUUUGUUUGGGUUUUUUUUAGUCUUCUUCAUUAGUAAAUUGCAUUUUAGUAUUAAAGGUUCAGAAGAUCUGAUCUAUGUUAUAUCUGUGAUAUUUGGCCUGUUUUCAUAUAACAAGUCCUUAUGAUUCUAAAGGACCUUUUACCUAGCAUUUUAUGUCAGCAUUCUCUGAAUAAUUUUUAAUAUACUUUGUAAACACAUAAAGUGACUGCUAGUCCUCAGAAUGCUAGCUCCCUUCCUAUUUUCAGAGCCAGGGAAAAAAAAUCAGCUACAUUUUGGACUUCCUGUGUUUUCUUUUUCACAAGAUGUUCAGUGGGACUUAGUUGGGUUUUGUGCAAAUCUAGUAAAAUAAGACUAUUACAAUCUAUCUGAAUGACAUUUUAAAUAAGCAAUUUUAGAAUAUGAAGAGAAUGCAUCAAUACUGUUUUGUUUCAUAACUAAUUUAUUUAUCUAUAAUGGAUGUAUAGAAAGAUUUUUUGCAUCUAUUUGUAAGGGUGAAAUAUGCAAUAAAUUCUAGACUAUAUUUGAAAUCAGUUGAAAUAAUUAUGUCAAGAGAAGAUUAAAGCUGGUUGCUGAAGUUUCAUAUUUUGUACAAUAAAAAGCAAGAAUGUCCUUAUAUAU